Paramormyrops kingsleyae is the source of this 3935-nucleotide messenger RNA. RefSeq names its product F-box and WD repeat domain containing 2 (gene fbxw2). NCBI's taxonomy places the organism in Eukaryota, Metazoa, Chordata, Actinopteri, Osteoglossiformes, Mormyridae. Gene Ontology annotation, molecular function: protein binding. The record is from RefSeq and is a predicted model, not a curated record.
CUCGCGUUCGCCUGCGCACCGGCAUCCGCGAUCGUAGACACUCCAGACACUUCACAGCUGUCAGCCGCCGGAAUCGGUCGGACGUCGGCAGUUUUAGGCGACGACUCGCCGGAUCCAUCCAGUUCCUGGCCCGAGACUUUUAACCGGAACAGGAUCCUACCGAGUCAUUACGGCGUGCCAACAAGACGACCAUCUCGUCACGAUGGCGGACACACGAAUUCCCUGCUCCUCCCUGCCGCCGUCCAACUCCAGCCUCUUCCUCCGGAUGACUUCCUGUCUCCGCAGGCAUUAGAGACAGGCCUGAAGUUGGCUCGCCGGGCAGCAGGGCCAUUCCGUAGCUUUAAACACAAGCGAAGUAAAAGAGCAAAACACAAGCGACGAAGCCGGCCGUACGCGCAGCCUUUAAAUAGACUUUAUAUUAUUUGUUCGCCUAGCUGCCUGUACUUUUUUUGCGGAAAGGCGGGUUAACCCUAGUGUUAACAAACAAAAGCGGCCUAGAUUAGCCUAGCCUAGCCUAGCAUACUUUAGCGUCGCCCACUGGUCCUCGCGAGUCCCGCUUCUGUUAGCCGCGCGCGACUCUUCUGUCUUUGGGUCACUCGGACAGCCGUCCGACUUGCUAGCCAGGCUGACAGAUGGUUUUCAAUAAUAAUAUUAUCAAUAAGAAUAAUGCAAGGUGUGGAAUUUUGGGACCCGCCGACAGAAAGCUAGCUGUGCAUUCUGGUUUGUGUUGUCGCCCAGUGCGUUUUUUCCGUGCGUUUAACGGUUAUGCAUUUUAACAAGUGUUAGCAGGACCGGUUACCUGACAGCUAGAUUAGGUUGGCUACUUUUGGAGAUAAUUUGCUCAGCAAGCUUAAUAUAUAAUUCUGUGUGUAUUUUGCCUAGAAACGCCCAGCCAUGAUACUUUCACGGCUCGUAUUUAUGGCGGGGGUUGAGUCUGGUUAGCCGUCUUGCUCCUGUAACCUUCCCGCGGUUCAGAUCUAUGUCUGGAAGUUGUCCACUGUCGUCGACACGGGUUCCACGGGAAAUGGUAAGACGGUUUUUAACUGGUUGGUUGCUUAUCCCGUCGCCAGACAGGUGUAAACCAGCACGGCUGUGGUUAUAUUUGCGUAACCCGGGAGGAGGCAGCGCUGCCCGGUUUAAUACUAGUGUCUGCUAGCUAGCGGUUUACCUGUCACGAACUAGGCGCAGCUAGUAGCUACCUUCCCUCUGACACCCUAACCUGUCAGGAUCACUUUGUAGCCGGUCUCACAGUCUUUGCGCUGUUUAAACUAUUUGAUUUGCAUAGCGUCUCAGUUAUGUGUCAUAUAUAAGCGCGAUACUGCAUUGUAUCCAUAGAUUACGGUUUUGGGUAGGUGAGUUGAGUUAAUACAGGUCACUAAGAUGACACGGCAGCCGGAUGACUAACCAGAUAGUUGGCACGCCGGCUGUCAGUAUGCACUCGCCGCCUGGGCAGAGCAGCCCUAACCCCACGCCUCCACCUCCCCUGCUGGAAAAUUUCAAGUUGCUUCCUCGCCUCGCCGUUAAAUGUAUGCUUCCGCGUUCAAGUCCCAUUUCCAUGAGCGGGCAGUUAAUAUCUCAUUGACCGUGGUGAGUCAACCUCAGACAUCUCCAUCUCCGAGGAGGUCUGUUUAUGGAGGCGCCCGUAUGCUGUCUUUCAUCUCGUCCCCUAUAAUAGACAAAUCCAGGAAUCAAAUAAUAGUUUUUCAUAGUGAUAAUCCUGAUAGUAGUUUUUUUUUUGUGAUAGUAGGAGAUUGAUUUGUUUCGAGUUUUUGCUGCUGUUCUUUCUGAUGAAUCCUUUGAGAAAAUGGGAUCCUAAACAUUCCCAUGAGCUCAUGGAGAAGAAGGCCUUUGAGGGGUGGCUGGAGACGGUCUCCGCCUCCUUUCUCACAUUGACGGACCAGCAGAAGAACCAAUCGUUGGACCACCUGAUCAGCCUGAGUGGGGCAGCACAGCUACGGCACCUGUCCAACAGCCUGGAGACUCUGCUGAAGCGUGACUUCCUCCGGCUGCUACCGCUGGAGCUUACCUUCUACCUGUUACACUGGCUGGACCCCAAGACCCUGCUCACCUGCUGCCUGGUGUGCAAGCAGUGGAACAAGGUGAUCAGUGCCUGCACCGAGGUGUGGCAGGGCGCGUGCCGCGAGUUGGGCUGGCAGAUCGACGACUCCAUCCAGGAUGCCACCUACUGGAAGAGGGUCUACCUGAGGGCCAAGCUGAGGGUGAAGCAGCUGCGAGACCAAGAGGCAUUCGAGACAUCAUCCCUGAUUGGUCACAGUGCACGUGUCUAUGCCCUGUACUACAAGGACGGCCUCCUUUGCACAGGCUCUGACGACCUCUCUGCAAAGCUUUGGGACGUUUGCACCGGGCAAUGCAUCUAUGGCAUCCAGACACACACAUGCGCCGUGGUGAAGUUCGACGAGCAGAAGCUGGUGACAGGGUCCUUUGACAACACCAUUGCCUGCUGGGAGUGGAGCUCAGGGGCUAAGAUCCAGCAUUUCCGUGGUCAUACUGGUGCUGUGUUCAGUAUAGACUACAACGACGAUCUGGAUACCCUGGUCAGCGGCUCUGCAGACUUCACCGUGAAGGUCUGGUCCUUAUCAGCAGGGACGUGUCUCAACACCCUUACUGGCCACACUGAAUGGGUGACCAAGGUUGUCUUGCAAAAAAGCCAGGUGGAGUCGCUCAUGCAUAGUCCUGGUGACUAUAUUUUAUUAAGUGCAGAUAAAUACGAAAUUAAGGUUUGGCCUAUUGGCCGAGAGAUCAACUGCAAGUGCUUGAAGACCCUGUGUGUCUCAGAGGACCGGAGCGUGUGCUUACAGCCUCGGCUCCAAUUCGAUGGUAAACACAUCGUGUGCAGCUCCGACCUGGGCCUGUACCAGUGGGACUUUGCCAGCUAUGAAAUUCUCAGGGUCAUCAAAACACAGGACUGUGCAAACUUGUCUUUGCUCAGCUUAGGGGAAGUUUUCGCCCUUCUGUUUGACAACCACUACUUGUACGUCAUGGACCUGAGGACAGAGGGCAUCAUAGGUCGCUGGCCUCUCCCUGCAUACAGGAAGUCAAAGCGCGGCUCCAGCUUCCUUCCUGGUGUUACCUCCUGGCUGAAUGGUCUUGACGGGAAGAACGAUUCGGGCCUGGUGUUUGCUACAAGCAUGCCGGAUCAUAGCAUUCAUUUGGUACUGUGGAAGGAAAACGGAUAGACUGGCACGCCGGAGACUGCGGUGCGGGGGACAGACGUGACGUGACCAUCCAGUCGGUGCCACUCAUAAGAAACGUGGAGUUGCAUGGAACAAAAAAACACUGGCAAUCACACACAUGCACCAGACGUUUUUCCCUUUUACAGGAAGUAUAACCAACAUAGCAGAUGCCCAGCCAUGUCUGUGCCGCAGGAUGAAAGGACAUUGCCUGGACACAUUACAGUACUGCAUUUUGCUGUUGUGACCGGACUGUUUUUUUUGUUUGUUUUUAAUAGUCCGUUAAUUUACUCACAGAGUGCCAUGUGUAUUUAAACAAAUAUGGGAAAAUGGUUUUCUUGUGAGAAGUUUAAAAAAAAAUGUACAGUAUGUUUAUAAAUAUUGGUAAUAGUCGCAUGUUCUUCAGUUUCCGCUUCCACAGUGCUCUGGAAACUAGAGAUGUCACAAAAAUGUAAUAUUGACCGAAUUAUAAUAAUUCACUACGUCUUAUUGUAAUUUUAAUUAUUUCUGCACAUUGUUUUCCCAGGAGACACCAUACGUUUGUGUUUAAGUUGCCGUUGAAAGAAGAAAGAAUAUUUUGUGAAAAAAUUUGAACGGAAAGGAUGCAGUUUUGUUUUUGCAAGUGUUCGAAUGAAGUGAAAGUGCUGACUGCUGUACAAACGAGAUUUGCUUUUUAAAGGUUGGCUUGCUUGCAUUCCUUUGAUUUUUACAAUUCAGUAUAAAUUAUUAUUUUUUAUCUAUGUA